AUGCCUGUAGGCCCCGAACUACCACCUCAUCUGGUGAAGCGCAAACGCUCAAUUGACGACGAUGAGCACCCCAAUUCUCCUCCUCAUAAGGUCCAAGCUGCUACGGCUCCACGAACUCUAGGACCGACACUCCCACCAAGCAAGAACCCAGAUGAGCUGGACGUUGACGACAGCUCCAAAAGCGACUAUGGACCUUCAGUUCCGGCUACGAAGUUUACGAGACCUGCCAGUCCUCCAAAACGCGUCUUAGGGCCAACCCCACCAUCACAAGCCAAGAACCCCGAAGAGCUAGACAUUGAGGCAAGCUCAGAAGACGAUUAUGGACCUUUUCUCCAACCCACUUCCGGCCCUCCAAAGCCAACCUCCAAGCCAUCACCAGCCCCAAAACGCAUCCUCGGUCCCGCCCCACCACCAGCACCCCUCACCGAACGCCCUCCAAACCCACCAGACUCAAACUCAAACUCAGACUCAGACUCAGAUGAUGAUUACGGCCCCUCACUCCCUCCACCCGCAGGCUCCGCAGCAGAAGCCUCCCUCUUCGCGACCCAGCAACAAGAGCGUCUCGAAGCCGCCGCCACUACCGCCUCCGCAAAACCCCAGCGCGCAGAAUGGAUGCUCGUGCCCCCUACAGACUCAGACUGGACCUCGCGCGUCGACCCCACAAAGUUGAAGAAUCGGAAAUUCCAAAGCGGGAAAGGGGCCAAGGCACCUACUGAGAAGUCGGGUAUAAGUGCGAUAUGGACCGAGACUCCUGAGCAGAAGCGACAAAGACUGGCUGAUGAGGUGCUUGGAAGAGCAGAAGUGGCGACGAGUUCGAGGACGAAGAAGGAGAGACCAGAGGGGGAGAGUAGGGAGGAUGAGGCGACGAGUAGGAGGAUUAGGGAGUAUAAUGAGAAGAUGAGGGGGAAGAGUUUGUAUGAGGAGAGGAGGGAGAGGAAGGAGAACGAUGGGACGAAGGAAGAGGAGGAUGAUCCGAGUAAGAGGGGCUUUGAUCGGGAGAAGGAUAUGGCGCUUGGAGGGCGGAUGGGACAUGGCGAGAAGAGGGAGAUGUUGGCUAAGGCGAAGGAUUUCGGGAGUCGGUUUCAGAAGGGGAGCUUUUUGUGA
Hyaloscypha bicolor E is the source of this 1104-nucleotide messenger RNA. RefSeq lists its product as uncharacterized. The transcript has a single exon. The coding region runs from base 1 to 1104 and encodes 367 amino acids. The record is from RefSeq and is a predicted model, not a curated record. Lineage: Eukaryota; Fungi; Ascomycota; Leotiomycetes; Helotiales; Hyaloscyphaceae.